GAAAAAAAAAUCGUCCUUUUGGCUCUUUGAACAGAGAAAAACUCAGAAAAUUGAGCUCUGGUAAUGGCGGGUUUGGCAAUUUCACCUCCUCUCGGUCUUUACUUCUCUUCUCGAACUCGAAACCCUAAACCCACUUCGUAUCUAUCUCACAAUCCAAGGAAUCCUAUAAGACGUAUAGUUUCUGCUCUACCGAGUCCUUAUGGAGAUUCUCUGAAAGCUGGACUUUCUAGUAAUGUUUCUGGAUCCCCAAUAAAGAUUGACAACAAGGAUCCAAGAUUUGGGGUGAUAGAGGCGAAAAAGGGAAAUCCGCCAGUAAUGCCUUCAGUGAUGACCCCUGGAGGACCUUUAGACCUCUCUUCUGUGUUAUUCCGUAACCGCAUAAUAUUCAUCGGGCAACCAAUAAACGCACAAGUUGCUCAGCGAGUCAUAUCUCAGCUUGUAACCCUUGCAUCUAUUGAUGAUAAAUCCGACAUCCUGGUGUACUUGAAUUGUCCUGGUGGCAGCACCUACUCUGUCUUAGCAAUUUAUGACUGUAUGUCUUGGAUAAAGCCUAAAGUUGGAACAGUGGCGUUUGGAGUAGCGGCAAGCCAAGGAGCACUUCUUCUUGCUGGAGGUGAAAAAGGAAUGCGAUAUGCAAUGCCAAAUACUCGUGUCAUGAUACAUCAACCACAAACUGGAUGCGGAGGACAUGUGGAGGACGUGAGGAGACAGGUGAAUGAAGCCAUUGAAGCCCGACAAAAAAUUGACAGGAUGUAUGCAGCUUUCACUGGACAACCUCUCGAGAAAGUGCAGCAAUACACUGAAAGAGAUCGUUUCUUAUCCGCAUCUGAGGCGCUCGAGUUCGGGCUCAUUGAUGGUCUAUUGGAAACAGAAUACUGAAUCAGCUUACAGGACAAUGCACAGAGACAGCUCAUUGCAAUGUUCAAAGCUUCCAAUUUCAUUUGAAUAUGAACAAUUGUAACUGAUAUUUGUGCAUAAAUCAGUAUGGUUUUC
Arabidopsis arenosa is the source of this 993-nucleotide messenger RNA. NCBI's taxonomy places the organism in Eukaryota, Viridiplantae, Streptophyta, Magnoliopsida, Brassicales, Brassicaceae. The record is from the annotation of a GenBank genome assembly.